This is a messenger RNA of Caenorhabditis sp. 36 PRJEB53466, 1509 nucleotides long. Lineage: Eukaryota; Metazoa; Nematoda; Chromadorea; Rhabditida; Rhabditidae. The record is from the annotation of a GenBank genome assembly.
AUGGUUCCGAUGCCUUCCUCGUCGACUCCGCCGAUCAUCCCGUUAAAGUUGCUCAAUCUCCCGUUUGUUCCGCUCCAGAUGAUUCUGAGAAAAUUCACCUUUCAAGAAGUGUAAGUUUCAUUAUAAAAAUCGCAAAAAUUGACAAAACGUUCUACAUUUUGCAGCAUUACAUUCCACGGAACUUCUAGUACAGCAGCUAGGAUUCUCAAAGAAGCCAAGUUGAGACCAGUCAACCUUUUAAUUUAUUCCGGUCCUGAAGUCACGCUAAUCUGUUCUGACAAUGGCAAUUUCAACGGAGGCAUUUACAUUGAGAAUGAAGGCACUGAGCUUUUGUACUCGGAAGAAGUUUCGUCAUUCUUACAAGACGUAGGAUGCGGUGUUGCUAAAGUUAGGUAAGUUCACAUAUCUUUAAAGUAACAUUUUGUUGAAAGCAGUGUCCAGGUUGAAACAAAACAUUUUUUCACUUUCCCAAAGUUCUCGAUUACAAGAAAGUUCCUGAUUCUCAGAUGUUUUGUCGAAAAAUUAAUAUUACCGAAGAAACAACACGGCGUAAUGAAAGCGCUAGUAAAGAUUUUCUAGUCCACAGAUUUCCUUCAAUUUUCAAGUCGUUUUCAUUAUCGAAAGCGAAUUUUUACAGUGCAUAACAAUUUUUCUUCAAACUUCUGUGCAGUGACGUUAACACCCCCAGGUACCAUAACCUUUUUUGAAAAAUCUUAACCAAACAGGACAUUUUUGGGACUUUAGAAAAAUGAAUGUCCCACUUGAAUGUUUGUUUAAGAAACGUUGCAUUUUAGCUUGGGGAUCACCUUUAAUAUAUAUUUUUUCAGAAAGUUCUACGAAGACCUAACUCCCACCUCCAGCUACUCUUUCCGCGAUCACAAAACAGCUACAACCGCUCUUCUCUCUCUGUUCAUGCCCAUUUGCAACUUUUCCAUCAAUCUUCUCACAAUUGAAGACUUCGAUUCUGACUCCUUCACCCCGUUUGCUCAGUGGUCACUUCUCACAUUGGCUAAGAGAGUAGAGAUCAACGGAGAUGAAAUGAAAGCUGACGAUCUCACGGCCUUGUUGAGACAGUUCCAUGCCAGUCAAAAUGUUCUCUUGAAUUUUGAGUGCUCUAAUGUUCAGUCUCUAGGCUACACGUUAGAAGUCGAGAGAUUGGUUGUUACACACUUUGCCUGGUUUAGCAGAGAACUGUUGCUUUCUGUUAAUGUUCCUUAUUUGGACAUAGACGGAUCUGACCUGACCGGAUUGGAUAUCAACGCAUUCGUGAGAAAAUGUCUCAAUGAGCCCGGCCAAAGGCUGAAGUACAUGAAAACAACAGUCAAAAACUCACAUGGCCUUAUGGAUGGACUCCCGGGCAAUCGCGAGCGGAUUAUUCAGACGUUGUUGAUGGCGGAUGGAAAAACUGCUGUUGUCUUCGACUUACUGCAAGUCAAUACGGAUACCAGAAGAAAGAUCUCUAUCGCCAUUGAAUUUGGAAACAUUAUCCACGUCUUUGUUGAUGUUUGA